GCCUCCGCUUUCUUUUGAUUCUGAAGUUUCUGCAAUUCCUGGCCGCUUAGCUCUCCCCUUCCCACGGUCGAAAUGGUUAACGUUCCAAAGACCAAAAAGACUUACUGCAAGAAUAAAGAAUGCAGGAAGCACACCUUACAUAAGGUGACGCAAUAUAAGAAAGGGAAAGAUAGCCUUGCAGCUCAGGGUAAGCGCCGUUAUGACCGCAAACAGUCUGGAUAUGGUGGUCAGACAAAGCCUGUCUUCCACAAGAAGGCAAAAACCACCAAGAAAAUCGUCUUGAGGUUGCAGUGUCAGGCGUGCAAACAUGUGUCCCAACACCCAAUCAAGAGAUGUAAGCAUUUUGAGAUAGGCGGUGAUAAGAAGGGGAAGGGAACCUCUCUGUUUUAGGCGGAGAAAUGGGAUCUGCUGGCUUUUGCUAUUAUGUUUGGCAUUUUUAUUUGUUUUAGUAUGGGAUAUUGUCUUCGUUGACAUUUCUUAUCUAUAUGUUAUGUAGUGUUUUCACUUAAUUUUGUGGAGCAAUUAACUGAACCUGUUCAAAUGCUGCAGUCAAUUUUGAUACUGUUAAGCCUCUGAAAAUUUAAUGUUUCGAAUUAAAGUUUUUUUUUUUGGCUUA
Messenger RNA from Neltuma alba, 616 nucleotides. Its product is annotated as 60S ribosomal protein L44. The record is from RefSeq and is a predicted model, not a curated record. Gene Ontology annotation, biological process: translation. Gene Ontology annotation, molecular function: structural constituent of ribosome. The transcript has 4 exons. Gene Ontology annotation, cellular component: ribosome. The coding region runs from base 73 to 390 and encodes 105 amino acids. NCBI's taxonomy places the organism in Eukaryota, Viridiplantae, Streptophyta, Magnoliopsida, Fabales, Fabaceae.